AUGUCGUUCGGCAGUUUUGAGAACGUCGGCUCUUUUAUAAGGGACUGUAACGGUUCUGUAUUACGAUUCGAUCAAGCUUGUUUACAAAUUAUAACAAACGAAGAUGUGAGAUUUUUGAGUCAAUAUGAAGAAUGCGAGGGAUGUGUUCUUCUGGGAACUGCUAAUAUAUCGGAGACUCGUAGCUUGGUGCUGGGUACGGGAAGCCCGCUGAACUAUGAAGUGAGAAAUGGCAAUGGGCUUAUAUGUAAUGGCACCUAUCAGUUCGGUGAAUAUGGCCAGUAUAUCCUGAACGUCACUGACGUCAAAACUGACACAUGCCUUCCGCGGAUGACAGCGGAACCGGAUGCGGCGUACCUGCCAAUUCUGACAGCUGUCGUCAUUCUCUUGUCUAUGGCCACUCUCUGGUAUGUCGUGAAAGGAGUCGGAAAGAGAAUUGUCGCUGGUCGGCUGUAUGCUAGAUAUUUUGCAAGAGAGGACAAUGAAUUGGGCUCAGAGACUCGAGUGCUAACUGCCGAAGCCAGUGUCCCGAGGUCACCGACACGUUCCCGACUGCGAUCACUCGACAUCUUCCGAGGAUUCGCCAUCGCUCUCAUGAUCUUCGUGAACGCGGGCGGCGGUGGUUACGGCGUGUUCUCCCACAGUGUAUGGAACGGUCUGACUGUGGCCGACGUCGUGUUCCCGUGGUUCGCCUUCGCCAUGGGAGAGGCUCUGGUACUCUCACUCAACGCUAGACUCAGGACUUCAUUGCCCAGGAUCAAUGCUUUGCAACAGGUCGCAACUCGCUCCCUUAUGCUCUGCCUCAUAGGCAUAGUGCUCGGCUCCUCCAACUCGUCAUGGAUCGACGUUCGACUCCCCGGCGUGUUACAACGCCUGGCCGCCAUGUAUCUCAUUGUGGGAGCUCUGGAGUGCGCCUUCAUGAGGACUAGUCAGGAUAUCACGCCAGGUCGUUCCCUAUUCCGUGACAUCAGCGCUGGUUGGCAGCAAUGGUUGGCUACAUUAUUGCUCGUCGCUAUACAGGUGUGUAUAACCCUGUUAGUGCCUGCGCCAGGAUGUCCCCGCGGGUAUAUGGGACCCGGCGGCCUACAUCUGUCAGCAGUCAGCAAUGUGUCUCUACAGAACUGUACUGGAGGUAUCGCUGGGUACAUUGACAGACUGAUCCUAGGCCCCGCUCACUUAUACCAGCGUGGCUCUUUCCGUAAGAUAUAUCAUACCACAGUGCCUCACGACCCUGAAGGCUUGCUGGGCAUCCUCUCCGGAGUCUUCGUAGUCCAAGCCGGCGCACACGCCACCAGAAUCAUGCUGGCUUACAACCAUGCUAGGGCACGCAUAAUGCGUUGGGUAUUCUGGUCUAUAAUCUUCGGUGUCUCUGGCGGUGCUCUAUGCAUGUUCUCGAAGAACGGAGGCGUUAUACCUGUCAACAAGAAUCUAUGGUCGAUCUCCUACUGUUUAGUGACGUCAUCGAUGGCCAUGUUCAUACAAGCCGUUCUGUACUUCAUCGUGGAUCUGAAGACUAAGUGGGGAGGACGGCCUUUGUAUUACGCUGGUCAAAACGCCCUAUUCCUGUACAUAGGCAGUGAACUCCUAAAACGCCAUUUCCCCCUCUACUGGGCACUUAUAGCACCGACGCAUGCGCAGCUACUGGCUACCCAUGCCGCCGCCAUGUUGAUUUGGCUGGCCGUCGGCGUAGCAUUGCAUAGGAAACGCAUCUUUAUCACUUUGUAA
Spodoptera littoralis (African cotton leafworm) is the source of this 1722-nucleotide messenger RNA. Lineage: Eukaryota; Metazoa; Arthropoda; Insecta; Lepidoptera; Noctuidae. The record is from the annotation of a GenBank genome assembly.